Molecule: messenger RNA, 722 nt
Organism: Oppiella nova
Lineage: Eukaryota; Metazoa; Arthropoda; Arachnida; Sarcoptiformes; Oppiidae
Source: the annotation of a GenBank genome assembly
AUAUAAUCGAUGGCACAAAGUCUGGUAAUUCAUGCUAUCAAUCGCCUUAUAGUUCAUCACUAAAGCAAAGUGAGGACUGUUUGGUACUAAACAUAUUGACACCAAAUGUGGACAAACCGCUAAAACCAGUCAUGUUUUGGUUGUACGGCGGGGGUCUCAAUGGGGGCACUAUUUUUAAUACAAUGUCCAACGGGUCCUAUUUGGCCGCACAUGAUGUGGUGUAUGUGUCGGCUAACUAUAGGCUCGGAAAGUUAGGCUUUCUAUACGGUGGUAACGGGUCGACAGCACCGGGAAAUGUGGGUCUCUACGAUCAAGUGAUGGCUUUGAAAUGGAUUAGAGAAAAUAUCCAUUCAUUUGGUGGGGACAAGGAUCAGAUCACAGUAUUUGGUGAGAGCGCGGGUAGUCGGUCCAUAUCAGCACUGAUAGUAUCGCCGGAAACUAAGGGUCUGUUCCGUCGGGUUAUUAUGGAAAGCGGCGCUAAUUUGCAUUAUAAGGGACGACAACAACACACAACUGCCGAGGCUUUGAUUGAAUCGCAAACUAUAGCCAAAGCUCUGAAUUGUAGCGAAGAUUAUGAAAGCAAUGAAAUGUUGGACUGUUUGCGCAAAAGAGAUCCCAAAGACUUCAGUAAAUUUCAACAGCAGUUUACUUUCCCAUUGGAGGGAACGGACUUUUUGCCAAUUUCUAUACAACAGGCUUUCCAAGAAGCAAAGUAUAACAAA